Molecule: messenger RNA, 2046 nt
Organism: Salarias fasciatus (jewelled blenny)
Lineage: Eukaryota; Metazoa; Chordata; Actinopteri; Blenniiformes; Blenniidae
Gene: pxylp1
Product: 2-phosphoxylose phosphatase 1
Exons: 6
Coding region: 215-1774 (519 amino acids)
Biological process (GO): glycosaminoglycan biosynthetic process; chondroitin sulfate proteoglycan biosynthetic process; dephosphorylation
Cellular component (GO): Golgi apparatus
Molecular function (GO): phosphatase activity
Source: RefSeq, a predicted model, not a curated record
GUUUCUAGGUCGUAACAAGGGACGCUAAAGGAAAUGGGUCACCAGUUAACAGGGAAACUACUCAAUCAGAAACACCGCAGACAUCGAAGCGCUGGAUUCAAGUGUUUCUCCCGGUUCGUCUGCGGCUGUGUCCGUGCCAGCUCCUGCAGAGCGCAGGGAUCAGCCGUGGUCUGGAUGGCUGACGGACAGGGACGUGGACCAAUAACCUGACAAGAUGCUGGCUCGCAACCGCUUCCUCCUCCUGGUGGUGGUGGGCGGCGCUGCGCUGGCCAUCAUCAGUCUCAGCCUGCAGUUCUUGAACCUGAUCCCCAUCACCCCCAUCGUGGAGGAGCGACCCUUCCAGGCCCCAGAUGGAGGCGUGAAGACCGCCGUGGGGAAGAGCAGAAAGCGGGUGUUCCCGGCCCCCCACACCCAAGAACCCAACCCCGUAUCCGAGGCUUACGGCUACUGCAACACUCCCAACCGCACCGAACAGGCCUGGGAGGGCCACAGUCCUGCAGACUACAAGCUGCUGUCCGUCCAGGUGAUGAUCCGCCACGGGGACCGCUACCCUCUGUACUCCAUCCCCAAGACCAAGAGACCGGCCAUAGACUGCACCCUGUCCAACAGCAGGAACCCGUCCCACCCACUGCUGAGCCCCUUCAUCAGUCACAUGGGCCAGGGGAGCCGAGGCCACUGGGAGUCCCCUCUGGGCUCAGUUCCCCGUGUGCCCAACCACAGCUCCUGUGAGAUGGGAGAACUCACGCAGACCGGUGUGGUGCAACACCUUCGCAACGGUCAGCUGCUCCACCACGCCUACAAACCACACAAGCUCCUCCCACCUGUCUGGACGCCUCGCCAGGUUUGGCUUGAGACCACAGGUAAGAGCCGCACCCUGCAGAGCGGCCUGGCCUUCCUGUACGGCCUCAUGCCGGACUUCGACUGGACCAAGCUAACGGUGCGUCACCAGUGGAACACGCUCUUCUGCGGCUCCGCCUGCGACUGCCCGGCCCGGAACCGAUACCUGGAGGAGGAGCAGAGGCGGGAGUAUCGGCUCAGAGUGGCCGAUACUGAGCUGGAGAGGACGUACGCCGAUAUGGCGCGCACGCUGGGGCUGCCCACUCGCCAGCUCCGAGCUGCGAACCCGAUAGACUCCCUGCUGUGCCACCUGUGCCACGGCCUUUCCUUCCCCUGCGUCCCUCUGGGGGACAACGGCUCCGGCGGGUGCCUGACGUUGGCGCAGUUUGCCGUGAUCCGGCGGCAGCAGUUAGACGACGAGGCGGACCGGAGGAGAGUGGGACUGUACCACAAAUACGCCAUCUUGGCAAUGUACCCCUACCUCAAUAAGACCGCCGCUAAGAUGGAGCGGGUUGCCAGGAGCAACGAGGCCGGCCGGCAGCCCCGCGUGGGCGGCGAGGAGAUCUUCACCCUCUCCUCGGCCCACGACGUCACCGUGGCGCCCCUGCUGAGCGCGCUGGGACUGGAGGAGGCCAGGUUCCCGCGCUUCGCAGCCAGAGUCGUGUUCGAACUGUGGAAGAGCCCCCCGGUGACGCAAGUCAAGAAGAAAGCCGGGAAAGGCGAGAAGUCCAAGGCCAAAGGCGGGGAGUUGUUCAUCAGGGUGCUGUACAACGGAGAGGACGUGACGUUCCACACCGCCUUCUGUCGGUCCCACGAGCGCCACGUCAGCCAGCCGCUCUGCCCCAUGAAGAACUUCCUGUCCUACGUCAGAAGGGACAUGUUCAGUGUGUUCAACGCCACCUCCUACAAGGAGGCGUGCUACAAACCCCUCGUUUGAGUGACGGGCAGAUGGAGAGGCUGCACGUCCGACGGCUGCCCUCGUCAUCCACACACUUCCACUGUAGUCCUUAACAUUCUUCAACACGGAGUAGCACCAGCACUCAGUACUGAACAUAACAUGGUGGUUAGAAAGGUAACCUUUCUACAAACUGCUAAUCCCUUUUGCAUCUGUCAGCAUGCGUGACAAGGAAAGGGAAGACAUACGGCACUUCGCCACUUUAUUCCUACAUUUCCUACUUUCUUGAAAUUGUCGUUAAUCCCAAAUGCCUG